AUGUCGCGAGUAGGUGUCUUAGUCUUAGGCCCAGCUGGUGCUGGUAAGAGUACAUUUUGUAAUUCUAUCAUAUCGCAUAUGCAAACUAUAGGUCGUCGAGCCCAUAUUGUGAAUCUUGAUCCAGCAGCAGAACCUAAUCAAUAUGAAUUUACCAUUGAUAUAAGAGAUUUAAUCUCAUUAGAUGAUGUCAUGGAAGAAUUAGAUUUGGGACCUAACGGUGGAUUAAUCUAUUGUUUUGAAUAUCUUUUGAAAAAUCUAGAUUGGUUAGAUGAGGAAAUUGGUGAUUAUAAUGAUGAAUUCUUAAUAUUUGAUUGUCCCGGUCAAAUUGAAUUAUAUACUCAUAUUCCUGUGUUACCUAAUAUUGUACGUCAUUUACAAGGGCAAUUGAAUUUUAAUCUUUGUGCUACAUAUCUAUUGGAAGCACCAUUCGUAGUAGAUACAUCUAAGUUCUUUAGUGGUGCAUUAUCUGCCAUGUCUGCGAUGAUACUGUUAGAAUUACCGCAUAUAAAUGUUUUGAGUAAAUUAGAUUUGAUUAAAGAUGAUUAUAACAAGAAAAGAUUGAAAAGGUUUUUAAACCCUGAUGCCAUGCUUUUAUCCACGGAGACGAUAGAUAAGGAAAUGAAUCCAAGAUUUCAUCAUUUGAAUGAGUGUAUUGCCAAUUUGGUAGAUGAUUUCGGAAUGGUACAAUUCUUACCAUUAGAAUCUAAGAAUCCAGAUAGUAUAAUGACAAUCUUAUCAUAUAUAGAUGACGUGACACAAUGGGCAGAAACUCAAGAACCAAAGGAACCAGAUGAUCAAAUAGACAUAGAAGACAUGGAAUAG
This is a messenger RNA of Naumovozyma dairenensis CBS 421, 822 nucleotides long. It is a transcript of the gene GPN3, whose product is annotated as putative signal sequence-binding GTPase GPN3. NCBI's taxonomy places the organism in Eukaryota, Fungi, Ascomycota, Saccharomycetes, Saccharomycetales, Saccharomycetaceae. The transcript has a single exon. The coding region runs from base 1 to 822 and encodes 273 amino acids. Gene Ontology annotation, molecular function: GTPase activity. The record is from RefSeq and is a predicted model, not a curated record.